Trichomonas vaginalis G3 is the source of this 663-nucleotide messenger RNA. RefSeq lists its product as uncharacterized. Lineage: Eukaryota; Parabasalia; Trichomonadida; Trichomonadidae. The transcript has a single exon. The record is from RefSeq and is a predicted model, not a curated record. The coding region runs from base 1 to 663 and encodes 220 amino acids.
AUGACGACUAAAGCUUGUUUUGCUCUUUUGACACCAGAAGAUUUUAUUGUUGUGAAUGGUAAAAAAUACUCCUUUGAAGAUACUUACUCAGAUAUACCACCAACAGGUUUUGUUGACUUAUUUAAUACUUUAAGGACGAGUGUAACAUGUGCUGCAACUAGAGCAGGUUUCAUUAUGUUUGGAUGUCCGACUGAGUUUACUAUAAACAAUAUGAGCUAUAAUACAAAACUUAUAUCUGGUUUUUACUACCAACAGUUUCCUAUAACAGGAAAAGGUGUCAUACAAGGAAUGUCUGUUCCAUUGACUUUAAGUACACCUAUUUUAUAUAUUGUUUCAAACUUAGGUUCAAAGUGUUAUUCGAAUGUCGACAGAAACUACUAUGACCAAAAGAUACUUAUGCGUAUAAACAACACUUUCUCUGCUGGUUUGCCUAUUGUUCAUUCGAAUGCAGAAUUUUCAACCUUAGUGAACUCAAACACUUUGGCAAGUAUAACGUUGACAUUAGUUGACGCAAACUUUGUUCCUGUAAAACUUUUAUGUCCUAUGUAUUUGUCAAUGACGGCAGAAAGUUUCGAAUUGGAAGAUGCAACUGGUGAAAGUAUUGUAUUACAAGAACAACUUCAACAACAAAUAGCUCAAGAACAACAAAUAGCUCAAGAAUAA